Puccinia graminis f. sp. tritici CRL 75-36-700-3 is the source of this 180-nucleotide messenger RNA. RefSeq lists its product as uncharacterized. Bases 1 to 180 code for a protein of 59 amino acids. Lineage: Eukaryota; Fungi; Basidiomycota; Pucciniomycetes; Pucciniales; Pucciniaceae. The record is from RefSeq and is a predicted model, not a curated record. The transcript has a single exon.
AUGAUACAGAAGCUACUUGUAGGAAUGGAGGUGGACAUUGUCUCAAGGAGAGUCAAAUCAGAGGAUAACGUCACAGAUGCCGUAUCACGAGGAGACAGAUCCGGAAGGAACCCUGCGUUUCAACUACCUGUCCAAAUCCCUUAUGACCUGGAGUCAAGAUUGUACCAAUCCACUGAUUGA